Carica papaya (papaya) is the source of this 2038-nucleotide messenger RNA. It is a transcript of the gene IWS1, whose product is annotated as Transcription elongation factor (TFIIS) family protein. Gene Ontology annotation, biological process: regulation of DNA-templated transcription elongation; brassinosteroid mediated signaling pathway. Lineage: Eukaryota; Viridiplantae; Streptophyta; Magnoliopsida; Brassicales; Caricaceae. The record is from RefSeq and is a predicted model, not a curated record.
GGCUACUUGCAAAGUCGAUCAGAAGGGAAAAGCGGACGGCAGAAUUCUUUAUCUACAUCAGUUUUCUCUGUUCUUCAUCCGGUUCUGUUCGAACACGAUUCUCUGUUAUUGCAUCGUUUAUUUUGGAAAUUCUUCUUGUUCGUCCUUAAAUUCACAGCUGAGAUGGGUUACGAAGACAAUCCGUAUAUUGAUGAAGAAGGAGAGGCAUUAAUGGACUAUGAUGAUAUGCCAUCGGAUCGCGAGCCAUCGCCAGAGCCUCGCCAUGGAAUGGACAAUAUGGAGGACGAUGUCGAUGACUGGGACACGCGCGAUCGAUCCCAGACGCCCGUUUAUGACACAGACAAAGUCAAGCCGAGGAAAAGAUUGGUCAAGAAGGGCGCGGCUGCGGGGAAAGAAAGUACUGUGGUUCCGGAAUUGGUUGACGAGGAUGACGAAGAUUUUGGGAGGGAGGCCUUCCUGUCAGAUAUUAAGAAGAGCAACAGAGGGAAGGAAGGAGGUGGGAGCGGGAAGAAGGAGAAGAAACAGAAGUGGGAGAAGAAAUAUCCCUGCCGUGGUGCUGGUGGUGAGAAGAAGUCGGCAGAGAUUGAAGAAUUGUGGGAUUCUAUUGCCCACAAUCCAGAGAAUGAUGAAGAGGGUGUUAGGACUGUGGAUGAUGAUAACUUCAUAGAUGACAGUGGGCUAGACCCGUCUGAAAGGUACGGAAGUGACAAUGAAGCACGCUCUCCAAGUCAUGCUCCUCAGGCAGAGGAGGGAGAAGAGGAUGAAGAAAUAAACCAACUUUUCAAGGUGGGCAAGAAGAGGAAGAAGAAUGACAAAAGCCCUGCAGAAAUUGCACUGCUAGUUGAGAACGUGAUGGCUGAGCUUGAGGUCACUGCAGAGGAAGAUGCAGAUCUUAAUAGACAGGGAAAACCUGCCGUUAAUAAACUUAAGAAGUUGCCUCUUCUUACCGAGGUUCUCUCAAAGAAGCAACUUCAACCUGAAUUCUUAGAUCAUGGAGUUCUAACUCUGUUAAAGAAUUGGCUUGAGCCCCUUCCAGAUGGAAGUUUACCGAAUAUAAAUAUCCGUGCUGCUAUUUUGAAGAUUUUGACAGAUUUUCCCAUUGAUCUAGAUCAGUAUGAUAGGAGAGAGCAGUUGAAAAAGAGUGGACUUGGAAAGGUCAUUAUGUUCUUAUCGAAGUCUGAUGAGGAAACCACUGCCAAUAGAAGACUUGCUAAGGAUUUGGUUGAUAAAUGGAGUCGCCCGAUUUUUAAUAAGAGUACAAGGUUUGAGGACAUGAGAAAUGUUGAUGAUGAUAGGAUUCCCUUCCGAAGGCCAUCUGUGAAAAAACCAACAAACAAAGCUUCAGCCAUGGAAUCUAGAGAUGGUGACUUCGAUCUGGAUAUUUCAAGGGAACGCAAAGCUGGUCAAUCUUCUGGACAGCAAGCCUCAAGGUCAGAAUCAUCUUCUAGGCAACAUGCCACAAGGCCAGAGGCAACACCAAUGGAUUUUGUUGUGCGUCCCCAGUCCAAGAUUGACCCAGAAGAGGUUCGAGCCCGUGCUAAACAAAUUGUACAAGAUCAGCGCCGACUAAAGAUGAAUAAGAAGCUGCAGCAGUUGAAGGCACCAAAAAAGAAGAAGCUGCAAGCCACAAAGCUUAGCGUGGAGGGUCGUGGCAUGCUCAAAUAUUUGUAAUCUAUUGCAAUGUGUAUUUAACUAUGAGGCAAAAACUGUUCAAUGCUCCUGUGCAUUUUAAACUCUGAUGUGGGAUUGUGGAAUGGAGCGAGACAAAUGAACAUUGCAGAGGUUCUUCGGCUGUUACUUCAAAUGCCCGACACAAUUAGUCUCCUUUUCACUCUAAAGUGGAGGUUUAUGUAGUGGGUUCUCAAUGCGGAUCUAAAUUGGUAGAGAACCCUGAAAAUUAUAAGUGAAUUCCAUUGAUGGUCCCAGCAUAGUUAAAUGUUUAUCCAACUUAGGCCUCUAGCUAUGGUGCUAAAACUAUGUUUCUUGCGGGAAUUUUGUAAAGAAAGUUGAAAUCUCAUUUAUGGUUGUGCUUAGUUGA